Messenger RNA from Echinococcus granulosus, 405 nucleotides. RefSeq lists its product as hypothetical. The record is from RefSeq and is a predicted model, not a curated record. NCBI's taxonomy places the organism in Eukaryota, Metazoa, Platyhelminthes, Cestoda, Cyclophyllidea, Taeniidae. Bases 1 to 405 code for a protein of 134 amino acids. The transcript is spliced from 2 exons.
AUGGAGAUAAAUUGUUGUCUAAUGCAAAAAUUAAUAAAAGUUGUGGUGUUAGAUGAAAAUACAGCACUGAUUUCAUUAGGCAAGCGAGCGGCUGCUAAAACAAGUUAUCACAUCCAUGCUUCACUUAUGCUCAGAGGAAGUAAAUUUGAUCUUCUUAAUAUUGCUUUUAUUGUAAUGCAAUGUUUUAUCAGAUGCAGUGCGGUCGGCAGUCACGCUACUUCUGCAUUUCAUACAUUUGCUUUCCUUCUAAAUAAAGGAUUCGAUUCUCAAACCUUCCCUUUGUUUUUUCAUCGCUACUUAAAUUAUUCAAUUAACACGGAUGCACAAUUUGCAUUCAUUCACUCAGAACACAAUCGUUAUUGCAGUGGCGAAACAGUUCACGUCUCCAUUAAACUUUCUAUUUAG